Messenger RNA from Zonotrichia leucophrys gambelii, 583 nucleotides. Its product is annotated as gallinacin-9-like. Gene Ontology annotation, biological process: defense response to Gram-positive bacterium; defense response to Gram-negative bacterium; innate immune response in mucosa. The transcript is spliced from 3 exons. Gene Ontology annotation, cellular component: extracellular region. Gene Ontology annotation, molecular function: CCR6 chemokine receptor binding. Bases 167 to 370 code for a protein of 67 amino acids. The record is from RefSeq and is a predicted model, not a curated record. NCBI's taxonomy places the organism in Eukaryota, Metazoa, Chordata, Aves, Passeriformes, Passerellidae.
GGGCAAUGAACUCUCUGUUCCCCAGGUAGACACUCCUCCACCCCCCUGUUCUGUCCCAGAGCCUUUAUAUGCAGAGGCACCACCUGUGCUCGGUCUCGGACAGCUUCUGUUCACACUGGUGUUGUCUCCAUCCCUGCCAAAGCUGCCUAGCUGCCAGCUGCCAGUCAUGAGAAUCCUCUUCUUCCUCGUUGCUGUUCUCUUCUUCCUCUUCCAGGCUGCUCCAGCCUACAGCCAGGAAGCCGCUGACACCCUGGCCUGCAGGCAGAGCCGGGGCUUCUGCUCCUUCGUGCCCUGCUCUGCUCCUUUGGUUGACAUGGGGACCUGCCGCGAUGGGAAGCUAAAAUGCUGCAAAUGGACCCCCAGCUCCUAAAUCUGACACCUCACUGACACCACUCAGACAAGAGCUCUGGACAUCUGGGACAUCUCCCAUCUCUGGACAUUGAUGGAUCCUCUCCUCAGUGCCCUGGGGAGUCUUUCCCAUGGGGGUGGAGGCCCUCAGGAGCACAAGAACAUCUGAGGAGGAGUUCUUGUCCAAUAAAGAUAUUUGCAGUUUCAAUUUUAAUAAAAGCAAGUACUUGUGAAA